Messenger RNA from Thamnophis sirtalis, 360 nucleotides. NCBI's taxonomy places the organism in Eukaryota, Metazoa, Chordata, Lepidosauria, Squamata, Natricidae. The record is from RefSeq and is a predicted model, not a curated record.
AUGCAGGACUCAACCACGGCCCUUGCGAUGGACGGUUACACCAGCAAUGUGCCGGCCUUUCUUACUAAGUUGUGGACUCUGGUUGAAGAUCCCGAGACCAACCACCUUAUCUGCUGGAAUACGAAUGGCACCAGCUUCCAUGUUUUCGAUCAGAGUCAGUUUGCCAAGGAAGUCCUGCCCAAAUAUUUCAAGCACAACAACAUGGCCAGUUUCGUCCGCCAGCUGAAUAUGUACGGGUUUAGGAAAGUGGUGAACAUCGAGCAAGGUGGACUUGUGAAGCCCGAACGUGAUGAUACGGAGUUCCAGCAUCUUUAUUUCCUACAAGGACAUGAACAUCUUUUGGAGCUCAUCAAAAGGAAG